AUGGCGAGCGCCUCCGCCUCCUCUCUCUUCCUUGCGCCACCCGAAUUCCCCCGCCGCCGCCAGAUCGCCGGCCGCUCCACCCCCGCGCCCGCGCCCACGAAUCCCCCCGGCCGCCUAGCCCCCGCCCCCACAAUCCGUUCCUCGAGGCGCUUCGCGGCUGCCCGCUGCGAGGCCGCCCUCGUCCCGGCGUGGCGCCUCCGCGCGCCGCCCCGUCGCCGGAACGUGCUGCGCGACAAGGCGCCGCCGCCGCUGGUGGUUCGCCCUCCCUACCACGAGGCCCUCGGUUCUCGUCGGCAGUUGGACACGGACCGCCCUCCUUUGGUUGGUGUCACUGGAGAGCCGCAGUCUGCCUCGCCCGAUGAUCACGCGUUACCGGAUCCUGAGGAGAAAUCGGGCAUUUCUGAUUGUCUGGAUGCCGGUCCAAGUCGGAAUGCAGUGGCUGAUUCCAAGUCGGAUGGUCAGAAGGAUUUGGAUUGGGAUGCAGAAGAGAGCCAUUUCGGCGGCAAUGGGACUGGUCCCGUAUUCAGUGUAUAUCAAGACCCAGACGGCAAUGCGGUGCACGUUGAGGUGAAUGAGGAUGAAAUCGUUAACAGGUGCGAGAGUGCAGAUGGAGAAGGGACUGACGAUUUGCAGUCCAUGUUGUCUCGUGCAAGAGUAAUGGCUAAGGGGUUUGAAAGUGGCGAACACGAGGUUCCAAAGAAUAGCUCACUGUUUCGGUUCGUAGCCACCGAGAAGAAGGAAUCGCAUGUUGCGGAUGCCGAUGUUUCAGUUGUGCAGGCAAAUAUGACUCUUUCGAUGGCUGUUGCACGGGGUGGUUUUGCAGCAUUUUGUGGUGUGUGCAUUGUAUUGAUGGCGUCGCAGUUGAUUUGGAGGAACAUCAAGGCACCUUUUUCUAGAAAGUUGUUUCAUGUACCUAGACCAGGGAUGAGAGCUGGUCAAUUGGACAAGGGUAACAUCAAGGUAAUCAGUAAUACAUAUAUGUUUCCAGGAGAUUUACUGGUAAGACCGCAGUUAGAGAGGAGAGAAUUGAUGAACAACCUCAAAAAAGCCAAAAUGUCACGAGAACGGUUCUCCUUCAGAAAUGUAUUUAGUACCAGUACUGUUGCAAAUGAUGACAAUGCAGGUAUAACCUAUAUCAGAAGAAUGGUAACUGAUGUUCACACUCUAGAAGAAGGAAACCUUGGGAAAAGCAAAGCGGAAAACAAUGAUUCCGUUGUCUUUCCUCACCCAGUAGUUGCCACCGAGGAAGAAAUUUCAGCAAGUUAUGUUAGACAAUCCGUAUAUCUUGAUGCUGUAUCAGAGUUAGACAGUAGUGAAUUACCUAAUAUUAGUUCGUCCAAUGGUACUGUUGAGCAAAGUGUCAAGCAACCUGUGGAUUUUAAGAACGGAGCACCAAUCAUAGACACCAGUAUAAAAAAUCAGUAUGUUAUUGAAAAAAUUGAACAACCUGAGUCCAGUUAUAUUGAUGAGAGCACAGCUGAUGCAAAGGAUAGAACUUCUGUCAUAUAUGCAGCAGAAAAAGAACUACAUAUUUGUUCUGCAGAUGAGCAUAGUGUGAGUCCUAAUACCAUCAAUACCCCAUCAGCUGAGUUUGAAAGAAAAGAACAGUUUGCAGAGAUAACUGCAAGUAUUCAAGGACUAAAACCAUCUGUGUCAUUCAGCAGCGACAGACAGAUGAUUUGUAAAGAUGAUGGUUCUCAUCAGAUCAUUAAUAAUGUUGUCCCAGAAAAAGCUGAUGAUUUUUCACCUAAUUGCGUUAACAUCUCAUCAUCUGGGUUGAAAUACAACGGAGCAUCCCUAGCCAAUAGUGAAAAUGAUAUCAGUUGCUUGCAAGAAACUGAAGCACCUAUUACCUUUGCAAACGAUGCUCAGACAGCUAACUGUGAAGACUUUGCUCAUUGUGUUAGCAUAAUAGGUAAAGAAGCAGGUAAAGAUCUACUAAUGACCGAUAUAUCCACUAUGAAAUCACCUCAGAGAAUCAGCAAAGAGCCUGUGGAUUUGACGACAGAUAACAUGCAAUCUAUGCAAGAACCAGAACCAUCCAACCAUGAUGGCAAACAAAUAAUUUAUGGAAAUGUGACGAACCAUAAGAUAGAUAUAGUACACAAUGAGACAAGGACUAGCUCAGAAACAGUUCCAUUAUAUGGCCUACUACAAGAAGAAACAGUUCAACACAAAGGUGCAGAAGUUGAAAUUUCGGAGGAGCAAGUGAAAAUCACUUCCUCCAACAAAGAAGUCAGAGCGUAUCUUAAAAAAGAUAAAGCCAAACUACAGAAAGAAAUGUGCAACGAUAAGCUAUCUGGAACAAAGUUGUCAGCAGAAGGUGUACCUGGAACUGGCAUUGUGGUUGAUCCAUCAAAUGGUGUACAGAAAACUAAAAGAGUGGCACGCAAACGGCUGAAGAAAGUGCAAAUCAAUCAGGGAGUUGCAGAAAUAGUCGCAGAACAAGAUGUCAUUCACAAUAGCAGCAUGGUUGAUCAGGUAAACAGUAGCCAGAAUGUUAAAAGGGCAAGAAGAAGAAAUCAGACAAAUGCAUUUCGCACCCAAGGAUCUCAAACAAGAGAAGAAAUUCCAGAAACAGCUCUCAUGGCAAAUUUACCUGAUGAUGCACCAAGAUCUGAAAACAUGAAUCCUCUUGGUGACGCAGGUUCAUCUGCUGGAGCACUAUCUUCAAAGGAUGUUCUUAGGGAAUCUCAGCCAAGUAGGUUCAGUGCCCGUACGACGAUGAAGGAAGAGUUAAAACUCAACUGUCAAACUUCUGAAAGGGUGGAGGCAGCCACAACAGAAACUAAGACCAACAUGCAUGACUAUAAUGUCAUGCAUGAGGGAUCAACUGAUUUUAACAAGUCAAAAACGAAGAUGGGUGUAGCUGCUGCCAAGAAGUCUACAAAGAGAAAAUCAUUAUUGAAGCGUACCAAGCCAAGUAAUGCAGUGUCAAAUAAAGACUCAAAGGAACCCACUGGUGACUGAUAUGGCAGCAGAUGUAUAAAGUGUUCCAAGUAAUGUCUUUUCGUUUCCUUCAUGCGUAGGUACUAAAGCAGUUUCUGGAGAGUUGGCCCAAUUAAUGUGUAGCAAAUUUCUUGGCAAGGAAUAGUGGGCAAUAUUUGCAGUACAAACAUCAAUUGCAGAGGAUAACUUCUCUCGUUAAUCUGAACAACGGGUUCAUUUCUGUUGUUGAUGGAAGGGGGUUGAGCUAACUAGGGAGCUUGGUAAUGUAUAGUCCAACUGGAUGGUGUUCCAGUAUUUUGCAAGUACUUGAUGGUCUAUAGGUCCUAUUCCAUUUGAGUUGGAUCAUCAUUAUGAAAGUUUAAUCAACAA
This is a messenger RNA of Hordeum vulgare subsp. vulgare (domesticated barley), 3318 nucleotides long. RefSeq lists its product as uncharacterized. The transcript has 3 exons. NCBI's taxonomy places the organism in Eukaryota, Viridiplantae, Streptophyta, Magnoliopsida, Poales, Poaceae. The record is from RefSeq and is a predicted model, not a curated record. The coding region runs from base 1 to 2970 and encodes 989 amino acids.